GCUAAUAAAAUCCAUUUUAAUAGUUAAAUUAAAGUUAAAAACUAACAUAAAUUGCACAUGAGACGCACGUAUAUUAUAUACACACCAGGCAACAGAUUUAAAUUACUACAAUAAAAUAGAUAAAGACAAAAAUAUAUAAUCAUAUUUCUCUUAUAAAUUGUUUACAUUUGAUUUGCCAAAAUUCCGACCAAAACACCCAAAACAAGAACAACAUCAGGCAAACGACGCCAUCAGGAUAGCCAACCCUCCGCAUCCGCCACCUCCAGCACCUCGUCGCCAGUUGUAGCCGUUCUAGGAGCGCCACAGCAACAAAAGCAACAGCAAACGGAACGGCUAGAAGGCAAAAUGAACCGUUCAAGUAAUUCACAGAGCACACAACGACCAGUCAAUUUAGAUGACAUCUGGAAAGAGCUGGUCGAGGGCAUCUUGCAGAUAUAUCAGCAUGAGAAAUCACUAACACGCAAACAGUACAUGAGAUUCUAUACGCAUGUCUAUGACUAUUGUACUAGUGUUAGUGCUGCACCCAGUGGACGCAGCAGUGGCAAGGCGGGCGGUGCUCAGCUCGUAGGCAAGAAGCUGUACGAUCGCUUGGAGUCAUUUCUUAAGGACUACCUAAGAGGCCUGCUGACCACGUUUCAGUCAAUUAGUGGCGAGGAGGUUUUGCUCUCACGCUACACCAAACAAUGGAAAUCAUAUCAAUUUUCCAGCACCGUGCUCGAUGGCAUUUGCAAUUAUCUGAAUCGUAAUUGGGUUAAACGUGAAUGCGAGGAGGGUCAAAAAGGCAUCUACAAGAUCUACCGCCUGGCUUUAGUUGCCUGGAAGGGUCAUUUGUUUCAAGUGCUCAACGAGCCGGUGACCAAGGCAAUACUCAAAUCCAUUGAGGAGGAGCGACAUGGCAAGCUAAUUAAUCGCGCCUUGGUGCGUGAUGUUAUCGAAUGCUAUGUGGAGCUGAGCUUUAACGAGGACGACGCUGAGGCCACCGAACAAAAGUUGUCUGUAUACAAGGAUAAUUUCGAGCAGAAAUUUAUUACUGACACAUACGCUUUCUAUGAGAAAGAGUCUGAUGCGUUCCUAUCAACCAACACAGUAACCGAGUACUUGAAGCAUGUCGAGAAUCGCCUCGAAGAGGAAAAGCAACGCGUGCGUGGACGCAACACCAAGAAUGCCAUGUCCUACUUGCAUGAGACUACAGCUGAAGUGCUCAAAUCGACAUGCGAACAGGUGCUGAUUGAAAAGCAUUUGAGAUUAUUCCACACCGAGUUCCAGAAUCUUUUGAAUGCCGACAGAAAUGAUGAUUUAAAGCGUAUGUAUUCAUUGGUUUCGCUCACACCGAAGAAUCUGGAUCAGCUAAAGAAAAUACUCGAGGAGCACAUCUUGCAGCAGGGCACAGAAGCCAUUGAGAAAUGUUGCACCAGCGAAGCGGCCAACGAUCCGAAAACCUAUGUACAAACCAUACUUGAUACACAUAAGAAAUACAAUGCGCUUGUAUUGACAGCAUUUGAUAAUGACAAUGGAUUUGUUGCCGCACUGGACAAGGCCUGUGGCAAGUUUAUCAAUUCGAAUGUUGUAACAAAGCCAAACAAUGCUGGUAAAUCGCCAGAAUUGCUGGCCAAGUACUGCGAUUUGUUGCUCAAGAAAUCGUCAAAGAAUCCCGAGGAUAAGGAGCUUGAGGAUAAUUUGAAUCAAGUGAUGGUCGUAUUUAAAUAUAUUGACGACAAGGAUGUCUUCCAGAAAUAUUACUCAAACAUGCUGGCUAAGCGUUUAGUUAGUCACACCUCGGCUUCAGAUGAUGCUGAGGCCAUGAUGAUCUCCAAGUUGAAGCAAACAUGUGGUUACGAAUACACUGUUAAGCUCCAGCGCAUGUUCCAGGACAUUGGUCUGUCCAAGGAUUUGAACUCCUACUUCAAGGAGUACCUGAAGACUCAAAAUAUCUCUUCAGAAAUUGAUUUUGGCAUUGAGGUGCUCUCCACCAAUGCCUGGCCCUUUACACAGAACAACAAUUUUCUCUUGCCCUCGGAACUGGAACGCUCCGUGCAGCAAUUUACCCUAUUCUAUUCUGGAAGGCAUUCGGGACGAAAACUCAAUUGGCUGUUCCACAAAUGCAAGGGUGAAUUGAUUAUGAAUGUUAAUCGCAGCAAUGUAGCCUAUACGCUGCAGGUGAGCACGUUCCAAAUGUCCGUGCUGUUGCAGUUUAAUGAUCAGCUUAGCUUCACCGUCCAACAACUGCGCGACAACACACAAUCCCAACUGGAUAAUUUAAUACAGGUGUUGCAAAUACUGCUCAAGGCCAAGGUUUUAACCUGCAUCGAUAGCGAAAACGCUUUAACCCCCGAUUCGACUGUGGAAUUGUAUUUGGAUUAUAAGAGCAAGAAGCGUCGCAUUAACAUCAAUCAUCCGUUGAAGACUGAGCUUAAAGUCGAACAGGAGACUGUCACCAAGCACAUUGAGGAGGAUCGCAAGCUAUUGAUACAGGCAGCAAUAGUGCGUAUUAUGAAAAUGCGCAAGCGUCUCAAUCAUACCAAUCUAAUAUCAGAGGUGCUUAAUCAGUUGUCCACACGAUUUAAGCCCAAUGUACCCGUCAUUAAGAAAUGCAUUGAUAUUUUGAUUGAAAAGGAAUAUCUGGAGCGUAUGGAGGGACAUAAAGACACCUACAGUUAUCUUGCUUAAGUUUAUGUUACACAUAUAAUAGAAUUAUCGUUCCCAAAAUUAUAUUUUGCCAACAACCAUUAGAAGAUAUCGAUAGAGCAUGCCUGCCAGUCGUCCUACCAAUUUCCCACUCUCUCGCCCUCUGUCUAUUUACAUAAGUAAAACAAUCACUGUGAAAAUCAGUCCCCUUCCCCUACUGCUUUUAUUAGGCACGUGUUUAGAAUGCGUGCAGUCCAUCAACAUUUUAUAUAAACUUCAUACACAUACACGAAUGUUGUGCAAUUUGUGCGAGUUCAUCAGCUAACGUACAUCAAAUAUAUAUAUAUACAACUAUAAAUGUGCAAGCACAGUUAUAUAUUUCAUGUAUACAUUGCUCUAUUUCAUCAUUUUCUUUCCACUUUUUUGAUCAAGACCUGUUUUACUGAGUUUAUUGCUGUUCAUAAUUUUACGCAUACAUAUAUAGUAUACAUAA
Molecule: messenger RNA, 3118 nt
Organism: Drosophila busckii
Lineage: Eukaryota; Metazoa; Arthropoda; Insecta; Diptera; Drosophilidae
Gene: Cul1
Product: cullin homolog 1
Exons: 4
Coding region: 346-2667 (773 amino acids)
Biological process (GO): SCF-dependent proteasomal ubiquitin-dependent protein catabolic process; protein ubiquitination
Cellular component (GO): SCF ubiquitin ligase complex
Molecular function (GO): ubiquitin protein ligase binding
Source: RefSeq, a predicted model, not a curated record